Spea bombifrons (plains spadefoot toad) is the source of this 2909-nucleotide messenger RNA. RefSeq names its product solute carrier family 1 member 3 (gene SLC1A3). The record is from RefSeq and is a predicted model, not a curated record. Gene Ontology annotation, molecular function: neutral L-amino acid transmembrane transporter activity; glutamate:sodium symporter activity; L-glutamate transmembrane transporter activity. Gene Ontology annotation, cellular component: plasma membrane. Bases 214 to 1842 code for a protein of 542 amino acids. Lineage: Eukaryota; Metazoa; Chordata; Amphibia; Anura; Pelobatidae. Gene Ontology annotation, biological process: L-glutamate import across plasma membrane; L-aspartate import across plasma membrane; D-aspartate import across plasma membrane. The transcript is spliced from 10 exons.
GGGUAAGAGUAAGUCGCAGCUGAAAGCACAUGCUCAUUCACUCCAGUACAGCGAGCCUGUGAGUGAGUGUGCGUCUGCUGCUCCAAGUCCCGUAUCAGAGCCCCGCUUCCAUCAAAUCAAGGUGAGCGCCAGCCAACCCAGCCUCUUUGAUCAUCCACUGGAAGUCUUCGAGGUCAUUCAGAUUGGGGAAGCAGCGGCGUAAUCACCGCACAGAUGACUAAGAGUAACGGGGAAGACCCACGGUCCGGAAACAGGAUGGAACGCUUCCAGCAAGGGGUCCGUCAACGCUCCUUGAUGGCAAAGAAAAAGAUGCAAAAUAUUACAAAAGAUGAUGUCAAACGUUUUUUCAAACGGAAUGGAUUUGUCCUCUUUACUGUUAUUGCUGUCAUUGUUGGUAUUAUACUGGGAUUUUCAGUCCGGAAAUAUCACAUGUCGUACCGAGAAAUCAAGUACUUCUCCUUCCCUGGGGAGCUUCUGAUGAGGAUGCUACAGAUGCUGGUUCUCCCACUCAUUGUAUCCAGUUUGGUUACAGGCAUGGCUGCUCUUGACAGUAAGGCCUCCGGGAAGAUGGGUAUAAGGGCCGUAGUAUACUACAUGACCACAACAGUCAUAGCGGUGUUCAUUGGAAUCAUAAUCGUCAUCAUUAUCCACCCCGGGAAAGGCACUAAGGAAAAAAUGCACAGGGAAGGGAAAAUCGAGCCGGUCACAGCUGCUGAUGCGUUCAUGGACCUGAUAAGGAAUAUGUUCCCUCCCAACAUGGUGGAAGCCUGCUUUAAACAGUUCAAGACGAAUUAUGAAAAGAAGCUCUUUAGAGUUCCUGUCCCGGAAAAUGAAUCGCUGGUGUCGUCGGUUUUCAACAAUGUAUCGGAAGCCAUGGAGACUUUGACAAAGAUGAGAGAGGAGAUUGUCCCAGUACCGGGAGCUGUGAACGGUGUCAAUGCCCUGGGGCUUGUGGUCUUCUCCAUAUGCUUCGGUUUGGUGAUUGGAAACAUGAAAGAACAAGGAAAAGCUUUAAAAGACUUCUUUGACAGCCUCAAUGAGGCAAUUAUGAGAUUGGUCGCUGUGAUUAUGUGGUACGCCCCAGUUGGGAUCCUGUUCCUCAUUGCUGGGAAGAUUGCGGAGAUGGAAGAUAUGGGCGUUGUUGGUGGCCAGCUUGGCAUGUACACCAUUACAGUCAUUGUUGGAUUGCUUAUCCAUGCUAUCUUUGUCCUGCCACUUCUGUACUUUUUUGUUACCCGUAAGAACCCUUGGGUAUUCAUCGGGGGUAUUAUACAAGCCUUAAUCACAGCCCUCGGAACUUCCUCAAGCUCUGCUACAUUGCCGGUUACAUUUAAAUGUUUGGAAGAGAAUAAUGGAGUGGACAAGCGGGUCACAAGAUUUGUUCUACCAGUGGGGGCCACGAUUAACAUGGACGGUACAGCUCUCUAUGAAGCUCUGGCUGCUAUCUUCAUCGCACAAGUCAACAAUUAUGACCUUAACUUUGGACAGAUUAUUACAAUCAGUAUCACUGCCACUGCCGCCAGUAUUGGCGCUGCAGGGAUCCCUCAAGCUGGACUGGUGACCAUGGUCAUUGUGUUAACAUCCGUGGGGCUGCCUACAGAGGACAUCACUCUGAUCAUUGCCGUCGAUUGGUUUUUGGACCGUCUUCGUACCACCACUAAUGUUCUGGGAGAUUCUCUUGGGGCUGGUAUCGUAGAGCACUUAUCUAGGCACGAGCUGAAGAGAGGAGAUGCUGAGAUGGGCAACUCCGUCAUCGAGGAGAAUGAAAUGAAGAAACCUUACCAACUCGUCUCGCAGGAAAACGAAGCAGAGAAACCCGCAGACAGUGAAACCAAGAUGUAGACGAUUGUAGAGACCUCCCAAACGAAACCGAACCAUAAUCAUUCCAUCUCCGUUUUCACUUGUAGCCCACUGCCGCGACGGCAGAUACAUGAAGAGUGCAGGCGCCUCUACAUUCGCCACCCAGACCCCAUUCCAAUAGCGCUAAGGUGAUGAAAAAACAUAUCCGUAUAUGUGGUUCUUUUGUUUUUUUGUUUUUUAAGCUGGUGACACUGUAACAGAUUGUAUUGAUUUCACUUGAAGACUAAGAAAUGAUGACAUUUUCCAUAUUCAUAAAUAACAUUAUGUAGUCCAUUUAAAAAAAACGGGGACAUAUCUAUUGUUGAGAGAGUUUAAAUAUUAUAAUGCUACAGAAUAUAAUAUCAAUGGCACAGGCAAUACAAAAAACAAACAAAAAACGUGUUACAUACCCCACUUACACUCAGAAAAAUGUGUACAAUGUCUAAUAUUCCCCCCCAAAAAAUAAAAUGCCAGAAGCCUAAUCCAUAUUGGAGAAUUAGAACAUGGCUCUUCAUUCACGGUGUUAUAUCCGCCUAUAUUUAAAAUAAAAAGGUUUCUACAUAGUGUCAUGAUCCCAAUGACCCUGAGCCUAUAUCUCUUAGUGGGCUUUAACCCCUUAAGGACAAUGGGCGGUCCCUAAACCCAUUGAAAACAAUGCACGGGGUACAUGUACGGGCUUUGUCAUUAAGGGGUUAAUGUAACGAAUAUAAAUCAUGCGGCAUUAAGUUUAUGUUACGUCAUUUACUCAGAAAAGCACAAGCAAUCUCCAUUCUUAUUUGUAACAUUUACAUGAAAGCAGCUCAGUUUAUCGACGAUAUACAGAGAAAACGGUUCGGAGCGUCUCGACUUCUUUGAACCCAAAUGUACCUGGAAGUACACAUAUUAACUGCUCUGUAAAUAUAAAUACAUCUGAGUAAAAGAUUUUUUUUUUUUUAUCAGAAACGCAGGAAUAUUUCUGCGUUUUAGAAUGUUCUACACGGGCGUUUUAAGAGAGAAGAGAACAGACGUUUUAUUUUGCUAAUACGAAUAUAGAAAACAGAUUUUAUGAAAUGUAAUUAGAAAAUAUUUUU